GGGAGUCACGCGCCUUCCAGGAAGCUACAAAACAAAACAAAACAAAAGAGCGAGAAGCAAACUCGGUGAGAAUACGAAAGAAACAAGCCAGCGAACUGAACCGCACCACCCAACCAAACAAGCCUGCGAGAGGGACGCCAGCGCGGCCCAACCGGAAGUGAGUCAGCAAAUCGAUCGUCUUAAAUUAGAUCGUCUGGAGUCACGACACCCACCCGAGUGCCGCCGCCACCUUUUGGUCCAGCUCCCCCACGCUCUUCUCCCAAGCGACCUCAAACCCCUGGGACUGGACGCCAGGCCCAGAGGUUCCCCACCGCUGAAGCGCUAGGCUGCAUCUUGCGAUGCCUCAGCCCAGCGUGAGUGGGAUGGAGCCUCCCUUUGGGGACGACUUUCAGCACUUCUCCUUCGCCGACCAGGCACUGACCAGCACCGAGCUGCUCGCCAACACCUCCGACCCUGACUUUAUGUAUGAGCUGGACAGAGACAUGAGUCACCGACAGAGUCCGUAUGGAGACGGCAUGGUGGGCGCGGCCGAUGGCGCCAAGGAUUCUGACGCUGGAACGGAGCAGCAGCUGAUGAUGACGCUUGGAGAAUGCGACGCGCCGCACGGCGGCUCGGCGUUUGAGCAGUGGGACUCCUACUGGGAGGACCUCACCAGAUACACGCGUCUAGCCAGCUGCGACAUCUGGGGCACCAAGGAGGUGGACUUCCUGGGCCUGGAUGACUUCUCCAGCCCGUACCAGGAUGAGGAAGUGAUUGGCCAAACGCCCACCUUGGCUCAGCUCAACAGCGAGGACUCGCAGCCCGUGUGCGAGGCCUUGUACCCGCCCACCGAGCCUAGUCCGCCCGGGCCCCAGCCGCCGCCCCCCGCCAAGCGAGCGCCACUCCCCGCGUCAAGCGCCGGCCUCACCCGUCCCUCGGCCAGCUGCGCCUCCUCAUCCCGCCCCUCCAGGAGCCUCCUGCCGGACUUCCCCGAAGGCUUCCAGAAGGCCACCCGGCCAGUCCCGUCCAGCACAGAGACCAUGUCCAAGACGGAGGCCAACCAGCGUGGUUCUCCUGGCAAAGGCCCUAUGCGGGCGACCCCGUCGACCAACUUUGACUUUGUGCGGAAGCCCAAAGUACGCCUGAGCGCUCACAAAGCGCAAGCCGACGCUCCUUCGCAGACCUGCUUGGAGAGGACGGAGGCCCCCCAGCCCCUGCAGCGCCACAGCGUGGCGUCCACGUCGAUCGACGCCGCUUCGCUGGCUUCUCCCGCCAGCCUCGGGUUCGGCGCAGGCCCGCCGCCAGAGGACGCCGGCCCCGCUCCCCUGGAGGGCAGCGCCCCGGGAGGGGUGCCCCGAGGGCCUGAGAGCGGCGGGCAAGGGGAGGAGGACAAGAGCAAAGAGGAAGAACACAACUACUCGUUGUUCCUCACCCGGAGCCGUCUCGCCGGCAGGAGCAUCUCACGGCUAGACGAGGAUGAUGAUGAAGAGGAGGAGGAGGAGGAAGAGGAAGAAGAAGAGGACGACGAAGAGGACGAGGAGGAAGGCGACGAGGGCGACGGGCCGGAGCUGGACGAGGAAGACCGUGAGGAAGACCUUGAGGAAGACCGCGACGAAGACCGCGACGAAGACCGCGACGAAGACCACGACGAAGGCUUUGGCAGCGAGCACGAGUUGUCUGACAACGAGGAGGAAGAUGAAGAUGACGACUACGAGGCCGAUAAGGACGACGACAUGAGCGACGCCUUCUCAGAGCCUGGCUGCGACCUGUCCCUCCCGGAGGACGCCAAGGGCCUGACGCCGGGCGUGUCGAGCCGCAAACGAGGCAAGCGCCGCUACUUCUGGGAGUACAGCGAGCAGCUGACGCCGUCCAAGCAGGAGCGCAUGCUGAAACCUUGCGAGUGGGACCGCCACACCCUGCCCAGCAACCUGUACCAGAAGAAUGGACCUCUGCACGGAAAGCACAUGCUGAAGAGGUCUCGGCGGACCGACGUUGAGGACUUGACCCCCAACCCCAGGAAGCUCCUGCAGAUCGGCACAGAGCUGCGCAAACUCAACAAGGUGAUUGGAGACCUGACGCCCGUUAGCGAGCUGCCGCUCACUGCCAGGCCGUGGUCACGCAAGGAGAAGAACAAGCUGGCCUCCAGGGCCUGCCGUCUGAAGAAGAAGGCGCAGUAUGAAGCCAACAAGGUGAAGCUGUGGGGGCUCAGCACCGAGUACGAUCGCCUGCUGUUUGUCAUCAACGCCAUCAAGGAGGAGAUCGUGAGCCGCGCCGAGGACUCGUCCCCUGGCACCAGCAGCAUGAGCGACACGCUGGACAGAAUCAUCCAGGACAAGAUCGUGUCGCCGCCUGUCGCCGGACAGACUUCGGACUUCGUCAACAAGAUCUUGGAGAACACAGGAUGCGGCGACCCCACCGGCGGGCUGGUGGGCCUGCGGGUGCCCACCUCCAAAAUGUAGACCAGCACUCUGGAGGCGCGGCAUCAGUGUUCCCGCCUCGCUGUCCCCCUUAUAACCACGCCCCCUUUGCAUGCCCUUCCCACCUGGCCUCAAUGCACACGUGUAGUCGCACGACCCCGGCUUUCCGCCCCACCCCAUCUUCCCCCACCCCCACCCUCCAGGCCAGCUGUGCCGUGACAGCGUGGAAUCCCGUCGCCACGGCGAACAGAAAGGCCUCGAUAUUGCCGAGCGGAACGGGAUGUAGUAUGGUGCUAGUUCUACACGGGCGGGGCGAAUCGGGCUGCAAGGAGGAAGAUGAAGAUGGCUCCGCCCCCCUCUUGUACAGUAGACGUGAGUGAGUUCAUGCUAGUGUUCCGAAUGAUCCGAUUCUAUUCAUUGUGCCUUGUGUGUGUGCGCGCGUGUGACGGCGGGAGAAAUAUUUGUGUGUGCGCGUGGAAAGAGAAGUUGUGAUGUGUUCAAAGAUCUUGUGAAUGUGCGUAAAUAUGAGCGCUCUGCUUGCUCGAUGCCACAGAGUCACUGUAUGCGUGCGUGCGUGCGCGCGCGCGUGUGUGUGUGUGUGUGUGUGUGUGUGUGUGUGUGUGUGUCUGGGGAGGGGGCUCUGCAAUAGAUGACAGUUGCUGGGUGGUACUCUCCAGGUGGGCGAGGCUGAGAGCUAUUUUUGCGUUACAAAGGAAUAUUUGCACACUCGUAAUCUAUUUUCAUUGAUUGUUUUGUACCAAAGACAUGCAACAAAAUGGCCACCCAGCCAGGCAACGUAAGGUUUUGCACAGCUUACAUGACGCCGUAUUGAAUGUAGAAGUUGGGGGGGUAUAUUGGGGAAGGGGUGGGGUGGGAGGGUCUGAGGUACCCCAAUAGAACUGUGAAGCUCGUUGGGUCCACAAAUGAAACAUUUCUUUUUCGGUCCACGCGACAAGCUAAAUGUGCUAAGUGCGCUAACUAGAUAAGCUACCUGUUUGUUUGUUUUUUGGGGGGGGGGGGGUUGUCGUAAACACAAGAACCAAAAUGUUCCUUAUCUGCUCCCCUGCCCUGCGCACUGUGCCGUCUUUGGCCGCAUCAGUUGCUGCGGCUGUCGCUCUUCAAGCGAGCGUGAGCGUGGUGCCUUCGGACGUGCGCGUGCAGCAAAAUGAAGGCUUGCCGCUGGGCCGCACGGCCGAAAGGGCUUUGUCCUUGUUUCUUCGAACGCUUGGAAAAACUUCACAAGGCACUUGCGACAUGGCGAGCAAAAUUUAAAUCUGAAUUUCAAAAUGUACAAUUAUCGUCUUGUACUAUUCUGCCUUUUAUUCAAAACAAAAAGACUAUCGUGCAGGGACCUCCGAUUUCUGUAAUCAUGUCAAAAUCAGAAGUUUCGGGUUUGCAUGCCGGCACUUUUUUUCCAAGUCCCUGUGAUGUCCGUCGCCCACGUUUCCGUUGCGUUGAAAAGCGGACGGAAUCAAAGUUGCGCUUCUAUUUUUGUACCUUUGCUGCGUGCUGGCCGGCCAGCAUUGAAGGCUUGAAAGGUGCGCCAACGGAAACGCAAACUUACAUUCCCAGCAAUUGUAACACAACAAGUUGACGUUCCCGCUUCCAGAAUGUUGCUUUCUUUGUUUUCCGCACAGUGAGAGUGAAUAGCAGCUUGCGCUGGACAACUAUAGAAGUCGUCGUCGUGGAUCUGUCAAAAUCUUUUCUAUUUGUACCGGUGCGGUUGCGUCGAAAGAAGGGAGAACUUGGUGCUCUUUGGGAACGACGAUCCAAGACUCUUAUUUGACUGGCUUUCCUCUCCUCUCCCGUCCAGUUCCAUUUCUGUAAAUAGUUACAAAGUUAAGUGUGCUUGAUAUCUACACUAUAGAAGAGUCACUAUAUCAAGAAAUAUAUAUAUAUAUAAUAUACAUGUCAAGAAUCCUAUAUAUGUUUAACGCAAUUGCACUUUGUCCAAAAAAAGAAAAAAAGAAAAAAGAAAAGCAUUUCUCUUCCAUUUGCUGCUAAAAAAAAAAGGCCUGGUGUGAAUGCUGCAAGUGUACUUGAGCGCCACGAGCUCGGCCGCUCUUCGUGGACCGGGCCGGCCUCCGAUAUUUGGGAGUCGGCUUAGGACCUGACUGGUUGCGGCCCACGGCUCACCCUUAUGAUGAUCGUGGCACAGUCUGUGACGGGACUCGGUGCGGUCUUUGACCUCGACCCUUUGCCGUCUCCGAUCUGGUCCGCCACAUUGUGAGCUGACUUUGUCCGCUAUAUGACUCAGGUCUGUGACCCGGCCCGGCCAGGUCUACGAGGCGGUUUAGGAGCGGGUUCGGAACCGUGCGUGGUUCCCAGGAAGCCCGUCGUCUGGUCCGGGUUUAAAUCCGGGCGCGCACGGUGAUCCCUUUGCCUUGAGAUGAGAUUUCCUAUGGAAAAGUGAUUGCGCUUUGACUUUUUUCAGGGUGAUAUCCAGCCUAGAGAGCUAUAUGCUAUAUUGUUAGCGUUUGUAAACUGAUUUCUACUUGUGACUUAACGAGGGGCCGGGGCUUAGAAGUUCUAUAUCACUGUACUGUAUAUGGCACGCCAACAACCAAGACGUCAAUCUGGAUUUUAUGGCCUUCUCUUCAACUGCUUUUCACGCUCAACAACUAAUCAAUAAAUAACGCGGGCGCGUGCUCGCCCUAUACGGUCAAAGUCAACUCAAACCCGCUCGGCCUGAUUGGCUCAGAACCACCUCGACUGAAGUAGCAAACUUUGUCAGUUCCGUGGGGGGGUCAACCACCGGCUGAUUGACAGUGACUGGCUGUCGUGCGUGCAUGCGUGUGUGCGUGCGUGUGUUGGGAAAAGAUGGGAACUCUGUGGCAUUUUUUCCAGUUCAGGAAAAGAAAGGAGAGAGACUUCCCGCCAGUAAAUGUCGUUCUCUUCAUUGGAGGUGUUAACGUGUGCUACUUUGUCAAAUAAUAAACGUGGAUGCUGAA
Molecule: messenger RNA, 5347 nt
Organism: Syngnathus acus (greater pipefish)
Lineage: Eukaryota; Metazoa; Chordata; Actinopteri; Syngnathiformes; Syngnathidae
Gene: crebrf
Product: creb3 regulatory factor
Exons: 10
Coding region: 339-2438 (699 amino acids)
Biological process (GO): response to unfolded protein; regulation of transcription by RNA polymerase II
Cellular component (GO): nucleus
Molecular function (GO): RNA polymerase II transcription regulatory region sequence-specific DNA binding; DNA-binding transcription factor activity, RNA polymerase II-specific
Source: RefSeq, a predicted model, not a curated record